CCUGGCCAAGAACGAGUACAGAAUGCAAAAGUUUUACUCAUCUCAGAAAUCUGUGAAAGGUGCCCUUGAAGCACUCGCCGAUAAGAAGAUCAAGGGAAUACGUUUCAAUUAUGACAAAAGUGUCUAUGCUGAAAUAUUUGAAAAAGUGAAUAUGAAAAGGACAUACAUGGACCGCAACGGUAAUCCGACUGGAAGACUUAAUAUAAUUGACUAUAAUACUCGAUUAUCACCUAUGACAUAUCAUUUGAAUACGGUGUUUGAGCCGGAACAUCAUUUGAUAUACCCCGAUGGACAAGCUGCUUUCAAGUUCUGGAAAAAUAUGGAAAUCGAAGAACUUGAAAUGAAAAAUAUCCACGUGCUUCAAACAAGCGUUGCGAGUACGGUGAAAGCCAAUCUUUUAACCAAGCCCUUACAAGAGAAACUCAUUAACCCAAGCUUUUUGCCAACCCUUAGCGACGAAGAAGAGCAGAAACUCAAAGAGGAGCACAUAGAGCCCGUAAACGAUACCAUUCUCUUUAUCGGAGAUUUCAUGUCAAGCACGCACGCUGGAGCUCUUAGGACGUGUAUAUAUUACAACGAAGUGAGGACUUCGAUGUUCAGGUACGGAGGAGUCAAGUUUCUAGCAUGGACUACACCAAACGAGGUUCUCAAAUAUGUCGGUCCGCUUGGUUCCAUCCACAGACGCACGAAUGCCAUGAUGGCAAACUUAUAUUCCGAUAUCCGCAUUAUUGCAUGCUCAGAAAAGCUGAGUAACCCAAAAGCCAUGAGGCUUGUCGGUGAGAUGGACACCGUCAAGCUACCCUUCAAUGAACUGGACGGGGAAGUUUGUCUUCUCGAACUGCAGUCUAACCACAACAAAUAUGACAUCAAAUUUCACGACGAGCUACAUCUCAUAAUUCACAAACUGUUCUGCACACCAGGUGCCCUUCUAGAUGAAAAGUUGCAUGUUCUUGGCCCUGGUGCAGAAGAGUAUCUGAGAAGCAAUGUUCCACAAGAGGUGUUGCACAAGAAGAUUAGUAUGAUCACCAAUCAGGAAUUUGUGGAUCUUUCUGAAAUUUACUUCUACUGGCCUUUCAAGCCAAACACCAGUCUUGAAACCUACGGGAACCAGGACUCCUUUUUCGAUAACGAGUAACCGUCUUAGACGACUGUAUAUACAUAUAACUAAACUAUAGACUUUCAAAGUACUACAAGUAGUAUAAUCACGUG
Molecule: messenger RNA, 1209 nt
Organism: Pichia membranifaciens NRRL Y-2026
Lineage: Eukaryota; Fungi; Ascomycota; Pichiomycetes; Pichiales; Pichiaceae
Exons: 1
Coding region: 23-1135 (370 amino acids)
Source: RefSeq, a predicted model, not a curated record